This is a messenger RNA of Symphalangus syndactylus (siamang), 4216 nucleotides long. RefSeq names its product LSM8 homolog, U6 small nuclear RNA associated (gene LSM8). Lineage: Eukaryota; Metazoa; Chordata; Mammalia; Primates; Hylobatidae. The record is from RefSeq and is a predicted model, not a curated record. Gene Ontology annotation, cellular component: U4/U6 x U5 tri-snRNP complex; precatalytic spliceosome; U6 snRNP. Gene Ontology annotation, biological process: mRNA splicing, via spliceosome. Gene Ontology annotation, molecular function: mRNA binding.
CGACUCGCCCGGCUGCGGAGCAGCAACUCUCACGAUAUUUGCUGCGGCCCGCAGGCGCGAGCCGCUGCCGGGUUCUGGCGCGUCCUUUCGGUUCUGCUUGUCGCCGGCACCGCUGCGUUACCCGGAACUGCCGGGCCGAGCAGCAUGACGUCCGCUUUGGAGAACUACAUCAACCGAACUGUUGCCGUUAUUACAUCGGAUGGGAGAAUGAUUGUGGGAACACUGAAAGGUUUUGACCAGACCAUUAAUUUGAUUUUGGAUGAAAGCCAUGAACGAGUAUUCAGCUCUUCACAGGGGGUAGAGCAAGUGGUACUAGGAUUAUACAUUGUAAGAGGUGACAACGUUGCAGUCAUUGGAGAAAUUGAUGAAGAAACAGAUUCUGCGCUUGAUUUGGGGAAUAUUCGAGCAGAACCUUUAAAUUCUGUAGCACACUGAGGAAAAACUACAUACUUGGACAUCUGUAAAUCUUUGUACAGAAACUGAUUAUUCUGAGGAUGAUAUAUGGAAUUUUUAUGAAUGUGUAACUGGAUUUUGACUCCUUAUUGAUUCAUUGUAAUAAGUAAAUUAAAAUAUUUCUACAUUUUAUUGACAAAAAAACUUUUUUUUUUGCCUAAAUAUAAGUUUGGUAGCUUGGUUUCUUUUUUUUAUUAAAUAGUGUGAAAAUAUAAUGGUCAUUUUGAAAACUUUUAGAAAAAAGUAGUACUUUUUGAUACUUUAGUAUUUAUGGAAACUAGUGGAAAAGAGAAAUUAGUGUGCUAUAUAAAUCAGGCAUUCAAAUAACAGUAGUACAGGAUAUAUGUGUUUUCUUUCCCUGAUAUUUAGGAAAAUCACAGGAAGGUAAAUCUUUCCUGGAGUUAAUCUGAAUCAUCGGCAUUUAUCCGAUUCCACUGGUGGUAGUUUGCUAGUGCUUCUAAAAGUUGCUCCCUAGCACUGAGAGGUGUGGGUAGGUAAAAAUGUGUUUGCUUGAGAAAAGGAAAAAUGCUAACAAGGUUUUAAUAGAUUGGCCAAAAAUUCCAACUUGAAUAUUAAGAAUGACUAGGAAUGGUAGAAUUGACAGAGAUGAUUGGUAAAGUCUCUUGAUGCCCAGUUGGUUAGGUAUGAAAGUAAUAUGAACACAUUAAUGUUGAAUUUUACAGACAGUAUAUUAUCUGAAAAAAAUUGAUUCCACGUAGUCUUCAAUUUUUAAUUUUUAAGAAUUGGAGAAUUUCUAAUAUUAAAGUUAGUUUAUAAAUGUGAGUAAAUAAACUCUAAGUUUAUAUUGAAGUAGUGCUAGGUAUUAUUGUCAGCAGUUUUCCAUGCAUCAUUAUCCAUAAACCUGAUUUCAGAAGACGUCAACUUAGUUUUUUAAACAAUUGAUAGAAACAAUGUUGUAAGUAGUGUUUAGAUAUUCAGGCUAGUCCAUAAAAUUUCUGAUCAACUCAUGUGUAGGCCCAAGUGUGUAUCUUCGUGAUGAGAAGAACAUAGAAAAAUAUUUACAUCCUUGUAAUUGAAACAAAUUUAAAUAGUUUCUUUGUUUUGUGUUUAUCAAAGUGCUUAAAAAUAGUAGUUGGCAAACUUUUUCUAUGAAGAUCCAGGUAGUCUUUUAGGCUUUGAAGGCCAUAUGGUCUCUGUCACAGCUACUCACCUCUGCUAUUGUGGCAUACAAAUGACCAUAGAUAAUACAUAAAUGAAUAGUGGCUGUCUUCUAGUAAAACUUCAUUUAUAAAAAGGAUUGGGCUUGAAGGCAUAGUUGCUGACCCUUGGCUUAAUACAAGUUCAAUAAGAAAAAAUGAACAAUUUGUAUAAAUUCUGGAAUAGAUCCUUAUAGAGAGUUUAGAGGUAGGUUUCAUUCAUAUUGUAAAAUAUAUUAAACUCCAUACUUUAUAUACAUACAUUAAACUCCAACAUAUUAUUAAACAUAAUAGCUUUUUGGGGGAGGCAAAUAUCUUCACUCAAAUCAGCCUUGUAAGGGGAGAAGCACUAUUCCCUAGAAUUAUUUGGUUGAUGUUAAGGGCUGUCUCUGGGAGAAUUAGAGAAGUUAGCUAGUGUUGGCUAUUCAUAAGUCUUUGGCUUUUGUAGUAUAAUGUUUUAUAAUCAAUUUAUUAAUAAAAUCAUGGAAAGUGGGUAAGGCAAACAGGCAAAUUUAGGGACUGUGAAUGAAAUAUUUUAGUACAUGGCAUUUUUAAUUGGUAAAGUAAUUCCAAAAAUUAGAGUACACAUCAUUCAGUUGCUAAGAAAAAUGCAUUCUAACAGUACAAAUGAAGUCCAGAGUCAGAUCUUUUCUCAAAAUACUUGGCAUAUCAAAACAAAUUACACAUAAACAAGUAAAUAAAAACCAGUCCUGUCCCUCAUGAUAAUGAGUUUCUAAUGUGAUGUAUUCUUGCAAUCUGAAACACCUUAUAAAGCUGUAUUUUCCUGAUUGAUGUUGGAAAAAGCAUUCCUAAAAUGUGAAUUAUUGUUUUUAUGAAUAGUUAUGGAGGAUGUGAUGAUAAUAUGCCACAUGAUCUAUGUAAUUCUUUAUUCCUGGAUACAAGCACAUGGUGGACUUCUUAUGCUCACGACGAUUAAAAUUGGAUUUAUUUUUGCAUGAGAAUUGUAAGGGAGCCACAACCAUGAGUAGUAACAUAAUUAAUAUAUGCUGUCAAGAUUUUGUAUUUAAUGAGACAUUUAUUCUAUAAUCAGUUCUUAUUUAUAAAGAGGCUCAAAUCAAUUUCAACCUGUAAUUACCUCUGUGCUUUGUGACUCAGGCACAAUCUAAACCCAGCUUAAUGAAUCAAAGAGAUGUUUCUUGGUAAGAUAUUUUCAUUAAAGUUAUUUGGAAAGGGCAAUUAACUGCAAAAGGGACUUUUUUUUUUUUUUAACUGACAAGAUACUAUCUAAAAUAAUAGUUUAAAAUAACAUUGCUUUUAAGUCAAAGCACUUUGGUAACUUGGCCUCACAUGCUGACAGUUUUGGCUUAAAUAUUACAAAUCUUGAUCCCAGAAGAGCAAGAGAGAAAGUUUUACUAAUAUUUGCUUAAACAUCCUGUUUAACAACUUUGUAACAUCCUUCUGAAUUUUUAAGCUAAUAAUGUGAGAUAUAAGUAUGAUAAAAACAACUUUUAAACGGUAUUUAAUGCAAAUACAGAAUAACGAUGUCAACAUUUUCCUCAGCCGUGUAACCUGAGAUUCAUCAUGUGAAUGAGAAAGUGAAGUCCCUUUAUAAUGGCACGUCAACCAGACAGUUUAGUAGCCAGGGUUGUAAGGCAGCUCUUAACUGACAGUAUAGUUAGUAUGUUCUGGGCCUUCAUCUUCAAAAUUAGUAGGUAGCAUUUAUUGAGUGCAUAUCAUGUGCCAGGCCUGAUGCCGAGUGCUUACAGUGAUCAUUUUAUAUAUGGGAAAAUUGAGGCUAAGCAGGGUCAAGUGCCUUAUAAGAAGUAGCACUAGUAAGUAACAGUGCUCAAAUUCAACUAGGUCUUUCAGCUCUUUAUACAAUAUUGCUGUUAUCAGAAAGUAUAGUCUCAAAAUCUGCUAUCAAGCAUCUGUCAGAAGCCUGAUGAGAAAUACUCAGAUGAUCUAACGCAGUUCCCAAACCUGCAUUGUGGGCCAUUUUCAUUACAAUUACCUAAGGUGCUUUAAAAAUUUUCUUGGGCCCUACUCAUUGUUGUGGUUCAGCAGCUGUGUAAUGGAGCAAAAAGGAAUAGUCACUAAACAGUGAAGGAAAGUGUGGUGGAAUUAUUAAAAGACCUAGUACUUAUGUGCUGAGAUGAGUCUCUAACCCCACAGAAUUGAAUUCAAUCACAGGAUCUUAAGAUAAGGAUAAUAACAUCUAUCUUCUUGGGUUGUAAAAAGUAACAUUAGGCUGCAUUUUAAACAUUUGGUAUGAUUUUGAGGACAUAACGGUAAACAGCCAUUUAAUACUAUUCCAGGUAGUCAAAGGCCAAUGUAUAAAAGUUACAAAUACAGGUCUUGUCAGCUUAGCUUUUUAAGCGUCUGUCCCACUGACUACCAUAUCUCUACAAGAGAAUAGAUGAAUUCAGGUUAUGUGGGAAGUAUGUGUAAGUUUACACUAUUUUAACAAAUGUACAAUAAAAUUUGUUUCUAUGUCAGCAUAUACUCUUGACUCAAGGAGUUUGAAAGUGUAAACUCAAAGGUCUUUCACAUGUAAGAGGAACCUCUCCAUUCUGUACUUGUAUAGUCAUCACCUCAUUAUAUAGAUUUAUUUUUAUUAAAUUUUACUUAUUUUGGGUUUAAAAAAA